AUGACUGUUAAAGAUUAUGAUUUGAAAUUCACUCUUUUGUCUAAGUAUUCCCCAAGCUUGGUAGCAAACCCUAGAGACUUGAUUAAUAGGUUCAUGACGAAGGUGUCCAUACUAGUGGAAGAAGAGUGUCGUAUGCCAAUGCUUUUUGAUGACAUGGAUAUCUCCGAACUCAUGGUGUUUGCUCAAAAACUAGAAGAGUCCAAAAUUAAGAAGGAUAAAAAGAGAAAUAGGAUUCACAAGGAUGGAUCCGAUGGACAUGGUCGUUCUAUGAAGCAACAAAACUUUUUGAGGCAAGGUUAUUCUAACGCCUCUAGAGAUGGUUGCUAUGGGUGUGGUGAGAAUGGCCACAUGAUGAAGGAUUGUCCUAAGGCAAAGGACAGUGUGCGAGAAGGAGAUCAAGUUGCUUCUAAUAAUGUGGAAAUUGUUCCUCAAGCCAAGAAUAGGUUUUAUGCUCUCCGAUCUAAGGGUGAUCCCCAGUGA
This is a messenger RNA of Solanum lycopersicum (tomato), 480 nucleotides long. RefSeq lists its product as uncharacterized. Gene Ontology annotation, molecular function: nucleic acid binding; zinc ion binding. Lineage: Eukaryota; Viridiplantae; Streptophyta; Magnoliopsida; Solanales; Solanaceae. The record is from RefSeq and is a predicted model, not a curated record.